GAACACUAUAACUUUAAGAGUCGAAUGACUUGUUGUUCCUUUCUGCAGGAAAUCACAUGGAGGUGCUCUCGUGCUCACAUGACAGUCCGAGUCAUGGCAGCGGAGAUCAAUGAAGGUUCAGUUCCUGCAUAUUACAGGGAAGUUUACGAUGCCAUCUGCUGCAGAACCAGUGGGAGAGUUCAGGUUGAAGUUUUUCACAAGUUACUUCAAAGGACCAACCUCCCCAAAGAGGCUCUCAACCAGAUUGCCGAGCACGUGGAGUCCACACAUGGAUUCCUGAGCAAGCUGUCCUUCUACAAAGCUCUCGCCCUGAUUGCUCUGGCUCAGCAGGGAAAGCAGCCCCGCCCCAAACUUUUGGAGAACUGCAUACAGGAGCUGCCAAAGCCUCAGCUCGGUGACCCCAGAGACCUGAGCGCUCUGAGGAUGCAGCCAGCUCAGGAGGAUGUGCUGACCAUUUCCCAGACUCUGGACAAGCUUUUGGUGAAAGACACGGUUAAGGUGGAGCUCACACCUGAGAAGAAAGGCCUGUUUCUCAAAUAUGUCGAGUAUCAGGUCACAAGUCAGCGCUUCAAAAUACCAGUUUACAGACGUUACAGCGACUUUGAUGUCUUCCAUGAGGUUUUGCUCCAGAGAUUUGCUUACAGGGUGGUGCCGGCGCUGCCACCUAAAAGGAUGUUAAAGGGAGUCCUGACCUCCGUCUCCGAGCGGGACUUCAUUGAAGGAAGGAGACGAGCUCUUGGCAGAUUUAUUAACUUGGUGGCGUGCCAUCCUUUCUUCUCUGAGGACGAGCUGGUCAAGACGUUCCUCACCUUCAGUGGCUCUGAUGUCCAGACCAAACUGCGUGACACUUACAAGAAAACCGGCGAUGAGUUCAUGACCAACAGAAUUGCAACCCUGGCUAAGGAAUAUCUCCCAGCAGACAUUCAGGCUCAGUUUUCAACCAGCAGGGAGGUGAUCAGGAAUAUCCACAACAGCUUCCAGCGGCUGCGGGACCGAGCGGAGAAGAUGGCCGAGCGCUCCCGGGAGAACGCCUCUGACCUGAAGUUGUUUGGCCAGGAGCUCAGCUCUCUGGGCCUGGAUGCUUCACCGCUUCCUCCCCUGGCCCCCACUCAAAGCACUUGGGGGGCUUUGCGUGAGUCUUUUAAGAGCCUGUCUGUGGAGUUUGAUGUGCUGUCUGACAAAGCUACUCAGCAGGGCAGAAGAGAGGAGGAUGAUGUUGUAGAAAAGCUGAAUCUCUUCUUAGAUUUGCUGCAGUCCUACAGACAAGAAAGUGCCAUUCAAACCAUGGAGCUGCGCAACUACUUCUCCCUGUUCUGCCUUCAUCAAGAGACGCAGCUUAUCUUCACUUACCUUCCAAUUACGUCCCACAUUCUCGGGGCUUUUGUUAACUCCCAGGUCCAAGGACACAAAGAGAUGGGAGACGUCUGGAAUGAACUCCAGCCAAAACUGGGAUGUCUUUUUGCCAGUAAAAAUGGAGUGAAAUCUUCCAUCUGAAACCUCCAUCAUCAUCAUCAUGUGAUGACUAGAAACACUCCCACUUGUGUGAAAUGGAUUUCAUCAAUCACACUUCUGCUUUUCACUAAAGAUCAUCAUUGGA
This is a messenger RNA of Oryzias melastigma (Indian medaka), 1597 nucleotides long. It is a transcript of the gene snx8a, whose product is annotated as sorting nexin 8a. Gene Ontology annotation, biological process: retrograde transport, endosome to Golgi. Gene Ontology annotation, molecular function: phosphatidylinositol binding. The record is from RefSeq and is a predicted model, not a curated record. Lineage: Eukaryota; Metazoa; Chordata; Actinopteri; Beloniformes; Adrianichthyidae.